AUGUUCCGCAAGAGACCUAAAAUAAGGCCUGGGAAUAAGACGAAAGCAGCAGAAAGUGCCGAUGAUGUGGCCACCUUGAAAAGUCAGCGACGGAACAAAACCACCAUUGAGAAUUACGAAGAUGAUGAAGAGCUGGAUGAGCGUUUAGAUCUAAAGCCGCGUGAAAGAAACAAGAGAACAUUUAGGGUACUUGAUACGGUCGAAAUGCCUGUAAUUCCUGCGGAAGUGACCAAAAAACACGAUAUUCCUUUCUCUACUGUAAGAAAACCCCAGAUAAUGAACCUGGAAAACAUGAGCGACGAAGAAGACACUCACAAAAAUUCGGAAACUGUUGGUGCCGGCUGGGAAGCCAUACCUUCGGCGGCGGAAAUUGAACUUAUAAGAAGAAAGCGAGCUAUUUUACAGCAGAAAACGGAUUCUACAGGAACGGGCUUUUACGCUUCGGGUGGGAAAAUACCGUUGGAACACAGGGAGUCAGAAUAUGUUAAGCUUCUGAAUCGUGACGAUAAACAAGAUCUUCUAGAGGUAAUAGGCGAUGGUCGAAAAGUCGAAACCGAUAAUCAGAGCGCAGUUCCCAAUGAGUUUCUACCGAGUGCGUACGAAGAUGGGAGAUUGGCUCUUGGUGAGAGCGAAUUAAAGAGAGAUGAAGUCGAUCGGAAACGUGCGAUUUUGAGUGCAAUGAGCGAAGCUCAAGAUGAGCAGUGGGAAACGCAGCAAAUUAACAAGACCGAGAAUAAAUCCACGAUGUGCACGCUUCCUGUGCUUCAACAGGACGACGUAAAACUCGAAAAUGUAAUUUCAGACCUACAAACACUACUUUUACAGGCUCGAAACAAGAAAGAGGUCCUCAUCGCUCAGAAAGUCCCGUUAGAAGCUGAAAUUCACGAGUUACUCCAACAGCAACAGAAUUUAAUAUCGAGGCUUACAGAUUUUGCCUCUGAAUGA
Molecule: messenger RNA, 945 nt
Organism: Lachancea meyersii CBS 8951
Lineage: Eukaryota; Fungi; Ascomycota; Saccharomycetes; Saccharomycetales; Saccharomycetaceae
Source: the annotation of a GenBank genome assembly